This is a messenger RNA of Osmia bicornis bicornis, 1353 nucleotides long. RefSeq names its product jerky protein homolog-like. The transcript has 2 exons. Gene Ontology annotation, molecular function: DNA binding. Gene Ontology annotation, cellular component: nucleus. The record is from RefSeq and is a predicted model, not a curated record. Lineage: Eukaryota; Metazoa; Arthropoda; Insecta; Hymenoptera; Megachilidae. The coding region runs from base 1 to 1353 and encodes 450 amino acids.
AUGGAGUUUGUGGACAAAGGGAAGAUCCAGCGAAAACGAAGAAGAGUGAAACCAUCGUUAUAUGAUGCAUUGGAGCAAAGUUUGCUGGCAUGGUUUAUUGAAAGAAGAACUGUUGGUGAUUUUAUAUCCAAUGACGUAAUUAUGCAAAAAGCAAGGGAAUUGAAGGACAGUAUGGGGUUGCCGUUGGAUUUUAAAGUUAGUAGGGGCUGGUUAGAUGGAUUCAAAAAAAGACAUAAUAUAGCUUUAGUGAAAGUGUACGGGGAAAGUGCAAGUGCUGAUGAAGAUGCCGCGAUAAGAUUUUGUAAUGAUUUUAUAAAAUUACUGGAAGAAGAUGAUAGUAUAAAUAUAGAUAAUAUCUAUAAUAUGGAUGAAGCUGGUCUUUUAUGGAAAGCCUUACCAUCAAAGACCUUGAUAGAAAGAAAAGAAAAGGUCGUAAAGGGGUAUAAAAGCCGCAAGGAGCGAAUCACGGUGGCACUAUGUGCAAAUGCAUCUGGGACGCACAAGUUGAUGCCCCUAGUUAUUAAUAAAUUUGAAAAUCCGAGAGCUCUGAAGCAUUGUAAAAGUAAUCUUCCCGUCAUCUUCAAAUCUCAAAAGAAUGCGUGGAUGACACAAGUAUUGUUUCGUGAUUGGUAUGAAAAUUAUUUUAAGCCCAGUGUACGGGCAUACCAGCUAAACAAAGGAGUGACUGGAAAAGUUAUUUUAUUAUUGGACAAUUGCGCAGGACAUACAGUGCCGCCUGAAUUAUUGGAUGCAGAUAAUUUCAAAAUUAUGUAUCUCCCGCCAAAUACCACCAGCUUAAUUCAACCCAUGGACCAGGGCAUAAUAGCUAAACUCAAAUGUCUGUAUCGCCAUAAAACAUUAAGAAAAACUAUUACUUACCCAUGCGGAAUAAGUAAAUUCCAGAAGCAGUUUACAUUAAAAGAUUGCAUAGAAAUACUGCACGAGUCAUGGAGCGAAGUAUCUGCGAAUAAUAUUAUUAAUUCAUGGAAGAAAAUUAUUCCAAGUCAGGAGGAUUGGUAUCAACGUGCUAUGAGGGAGGACAUAAGCAGUUUUACAGGUGAUACAUACAGCCACCGAGAUAUCACAGAAUUUUUGUCCAUUUGUGAACAAGAAGAAAGAAGAACACACACAGACGAGGGAGAUGAAGAGAUGCAAGAAGAUGAAGAGAUGCAAGAAGAUGAAGAGAUGCAAGAAGAUGAAGAGAUACAAGAAAACGUAGAAGAAGAAGUGAAUAAACAAGAGGAGCGGCAACGUUUAUAUGAGCGUUUGGAGCAAGAUUUAUCACAAGAAGCGCCUUUUCUUCAAAAAUUCUUUAAGGUCAUCAAAGACCAAGUAUUAGGCACCGAUGAUUAA